ACAACUUCGUCAAUCGCCAACCAGAGGUACAAGACAUCAACAUCAUGCCUCAAAAGCCGGCAGGUGUUCCAACUGAGGGACGAGGACUGGAAGAACGUGCGGGUUACUCUCACUCCUGCCUUCAGCGGCAGCAAGCUCAAGCAGAUGAUAGCAGCGAUGAACAGCUGUGCUGACCAGCUCGUGGAGAAUCUCAACAGCUUCGCGACAACAAAGGAGUCUUUUGAUGCCAAGGAAGUGACAGCUGCAUACAGCAUGGAUGUCACUGCUAGAACAAUCUUUGGAGCUGAGGUCAACUCACAACAGGAUCCACAAAACCCUGUUAUCGUCCACGCCAAGAGAGCAUUCAACCCCAACUUUAACAACCCGCUGAUGUGGCUUUGGAUGGUGUUUCCCAACAUCGCGAAGCCCCUUUUCGAGACCUUUAAUUACCACCCCUUUACCACGAGGGACGUUACCGACUUCUUCUACGGAGUCAUGGAGCAGCUUCUGGCAAUGAAGAAAACUGAUGGAGGCAAAGGACGUGUCGACCUGCUCCAGAUAAUGAUAGAUGCACACCAGGAAAGCGACGAUGGCAGCACAAGUGGACCCAAAGUGGUCGGGAAAAGACAACCUUUAACCAGAGAUGACAUUGUUGGAAACGGAAUCGGCUUCUUUUCGGGAGCUUUUGAGACCGUCUCAAUCACCAUGUCCUUCGCGUUGUACCACCUGGCGCUCGAUCAGGAGGUCCAGGACAGAGCCAGGCAGGAGAUCAGAGAAGUUGCCGGAAGCGAAGGUGAGGUUGGCUAUGAGGCGGUCCAGAAGAUGUCUUACCUCGAGAUGUGCAUCAUGGAGACCCUUCGUCUCUACCCUCUUGUAUCCAACAUCCAGAGGGUUGCUAAUGAAGAGGCCAGGCUGAAGUGGAUCACCGUCCCCAAGGGUAUGCGUGUAAUGGUCCCCGCCAUCGCCAUUCACUAUGAUCCUGCUCGCUGGAACGAACCGAGGAAGUUCAACCCCGAAAGGUUCACGAAGGAAGAGAGGGAGAAGCGGAACCCGAUGGAUUGGCUGCCCUUCGGGGUGGGGCCGCGGAACUGCAUCGGGAUGAGGCUGGCUCUGUUGGAGCUGAAGGUUGGACUGGCCAGGGCGCUGAUGAAGUACCGCUUUGUGACUGGACCCGAGACUGUCCCUGUGAAGCUGAACAAGUGGAAAACGUUCCCCACCCCUAUGGAACCCAUUCGUCUGAGGGUGGAGCCAGUGGACUGAUUCUUCGGAAUAUGAAUAAGCUCCCGAAUCCUUGUUUCAUUUUCACGAACGUUUCGGUGACCGUCUGUCACCUUUCUUAGCGCAGUUCUGACUGGUUUAGAUGUUCAUUGUAAAGGUAAGGGCACAACCCGCCGUACAUUCAAAUACGUGCUG
Molecule: messenger RNA, 1392 nt
Organism: Branchiostoma floridae (Florida lancelet)
Lineage: Eukaryota; Metazoa; Chordata; Leptocardii; Amphioxiformes; Branchiostomatidae
Product: cytochrome P450 3A19-like
Exons: 11
Coding region: 145-1239 (364 amino acids)
Molecular function (GO): heme binding; iron ion binding; oxidoreductase activity, acting on paired donors, with incorporation or reduction of molecular oxygen
Source: RefSeq, a predicted model, not a curated record